This is a messenger RNA of Symphalangus syndactylus (siamang), 2793 nucleotides long. RefSeq names its product DnaJ heat shock protein family (Hsp40) member B14 (gene DNAJB14). Lineage: Eukaryota; Metazoa; Chordata; Mammalia; Primates; Hylobatidae. Gene Ontology annotation, biological process: cellular response to misfolded protein. Gene Ontology annotation, molecular function: Hsp70 protein binding. Gene Ontology annotation, cellular component: endoplasmic reticulum membrane. The record is from RefSeq and is a predicted model, not a curated record.
CGGAGCUGCGAGGCCCGCCCGGGCCGUCGCAGCCGCUGCCGCGGUCCCCUGCGCUCCUCCCCACUGCCGCCGCACGCCCCCAGCCGGUCCCGCCUCGCCUCCUCCGCGGCGGCGGCUUCCGCCCCUCUUAGCUGCGCUGCCGGAGGAAACGGAAGAAGGAGCAAGCUAUGGAGGGGAACAAGGAUGAGGCUGAGAAAUGUGUCGAGAUCGCCCGGGAGGCCCUGAACGCCGGCAACCGCGAGAAGGCCCAGCGCUUCCUGCAGAAGGCCGAGAAGCUCUACCCACUGCCCUCGGCCCGCGCACUAUUGGAAAUAAUUAUGAAAAAUGGAAGCACGGCUGGAAAUAGCCCUCAUUGCCGAAAACCAUCAGGUAGUGGUGAUCAAAGCAAGCCUAAUUGCACAAAGGACAGCACAUCUGGUAGUGGUGAAGGUGGAAAAGGCUAUACCAAAGACCAAGUAGAUGGAGUUCUCAGCAUAAACAAAUGUAAAAAUUACUAUGAAGUACUUGGAGUUACGAAAGAUGCUGGUGAUGAAGAUUUGAAAAAAGCUUAUAGAAAGCUUGCUUUGAAGUUUCAUCCAGACAAAAACCAUGCACCUGGAGCAACAGAUGCUUUUAAAAAGAUUGGAAAUGCUUAUGCUGUUUUAAGUAAUCCAGAAAAGCGAAAACAGUAUGAUCUCACAGGCAAUGAAGAACAAGCAUGUAACCACCAAAACAAUGGCAGAUUUAACUUCCAUAGAGGUUGUGAAGCUGACAUAACUCCAGAAGACUUGUUUAAUAUAUUUUUUGGGGGUGGAUUUCCUUCAGGUAGUGUACAUUCUUUUUCAAAUGGAAGAGCUGGUUAUAGCCAACAACAUCAGCAUCGACAUAGUGGACAUGAAAGAGAAGAGGAAAGAGGAGAUGGAGGUUUUUCUGUGUUUAUCCAGCUGAUGCCCAUAAUUGUAUUGAUCCUCGUGUCAUUAUUAAGCCAGUUGAUGGUCUCUAAUCCUCCUUAUUCCUUAUAUCCCAGAUCUGGAACAGGGCAAACUAUUAAAAUGCAGACAGAAAACUUGGGUGUUGUUUAUUAUGUCAACAAGGACUUUAAAAAUGAAUAUAAAGGAAUGUUAUUACAAAAGGUAGAAAAGAGUGUGGAGGAAGAUUAUGUGACUAAUAUUCGAAAUAACUGCUGGAAAGAAAGACAACAAAAAACAGAUAUGCAGUAUGCAGCAAAAGUAUACCGUGAUGAUCGACUCCGAAGGAAGGCAGAUGCCUUGAGCAUGGACAACUGUAAAGAAUUAGAGCGGCUUACCAGUCUUUAUAAAGGAGGAUGAACUGGAAUUUUUAUUUAUACCUUUUAGCGUACUCUUUAUUUUUUCUGUAAGUAAGUUUGGUUUCAUCAUGAGAGAUGAAGGAAAAGAUUUGAUACUGAAAACUAAACUGAACAGUUGGUUCCUGAAAUCUUGGACUGUUUAUGACCUACUGUCUCCUUUAAAUAGUAACUGAAAACUAAAAUGGAAUAUUUUAGUUACGCUUCUACAAUUAUUUUCAUUUUAAAAGCUUACAUGAUUCCUAACUAAAAUGUCUUGAGAAAGGAUUAUCACACCUGUAGCAAUUUCCAGUUUUAGUGAUUCCCCAUUUUUUUCCCUUGUCAUGUAAAUAUCUAUGGAAUGAUCAUUUUGUGUACAUACAGGUUACUGCUUUUUUAUUUAAAUUCUUUUAGUGUUUAGCUCCAUGAGACACUUCAGUUUAAAUUGAUGGAAUAAAUGUUAUAUGACACAUUUACAUUUUCCUUAUCAAGGUGUCAAAUAUGUGGACUUUAAACAAUGAAACUUUUUCAAAAAGAAAAAACAAAAACUUUAACUUUGUGUAAAAUCUUAUAGUAUUAUCAGCUUAGAGGGAAUUGAUAUUUUUAAUAUUGCCGUUAUAUUCCAAAAUAUAUAUUGAGAUAAAUGAACUGGUGUAGAAUAUCAGUUUGCCAUUUAGUUUUAUGAAUUACUAUACAUAUACAUGCAUAGAAAUGAAAAUACUAUACUGAUAGAUUUUAAAGAAAAUAUGAGGAAAUGGCUAUAAAUAUUAAACUAAAAGGGUCUUCAACAGUAAAGUGCAGUUAUGUCAUUUACAAUUCCAAUACUUUAAAGGCCACCAAAUUUUGAUGUAUAUGUCCUUGAAGGGCUGCUAAAAUUUAUAAAGAGGACUCACAUUUUCCCCCAUAGGAAUUUGCAGUUUCUUGGUGAUCAUUUAAGCAGGAUCCAAAGAAGUUCUUCUACAAAUAAGUAAUAAGAAAAAUGAGUACUGAAAUACAGCUUUGUGCCUUUUAACUCUAUGCCAACUCCUAAACAUAUAAGUAGAUUACAGUAUACUUAUCUGAUCAGAGCAUGAUCUGUUUGGCCACAUGCAAGUGUGAGCAGAAAUAUAGCAGCAGGUAGAAUAGUAAUUUAAAGCAAGUCAUCCUUUAAAAAUUCUGAGCUAAAAUCUAUUCACCAUUGAGUAACUGAAUUAAUCCUAUAGGAAUAAGCUCCUUGUAAGUAAAUCCAUAAUAUGAAUUAGAAAAAAAAAACAGCUGAAAAUUGAAGUUUUUGGUGCCUGUAUACUGGAUAUGAAACUAUUUGAUUUCUAGUCUUCUGUGUUUAGCAGUUGUAAUAUUUUAAUGAUUUUGCUUCAUACUCAGUUAAUGGAACAUAAACAUAUCUUUGAUACUUCUUUGUGAGUGAGAGAAUGCUAGAUAGGGUGGCUUUGUUCUUUGUUUAAAUUUUUUUUCUGAAUGUAGUUAAUUUAUGGCAUCUGUUGAAUAAAACUGCUAAAAUGACCUCUUAAAAA